Fusarium poae is the source of this 1482-nucleotide messenger RNA. RefSeq lists its product as uncharacterized. Bases 1 to 1482 code for a protein of 493 amino acids. The record is from RefSeq and is a predicted model, not a curated record. NCBI's taxonomy places the organism in Eukaryota, Fungi, Ascomycota, Sordariomycetes, Hypocreales, Nectriaceae. The transcript has a single exon.
AUGCCUGGCUCAAUCAAAUCUAUCAAGCGCAAGCCUACAGCCAAGUCGGCUGCCAAACGCAUCGGUCGAAUGUUCAAGCGUACAAACAGCGAAGACCCUGAGAUGACCGCUGCUAUGGACACUGGCUCUCCCAAAGCCUCCUUCGAUGCACCACGGCCUUCCACAUCUUCUCGGUUCUCCAUAAGCUCGCGUAUGACCUCAAGAGACGACGCUGAAGCAACCCCCCGAGGAUCCAAGGAUCAGUCUCGAAUCUUUGCAUCGUGGUCUGAUCCUACUACGCCCAAGAAAGAAAAGGGACCUGAAAUAAUGGCUCCGCCACCUCUGGUUUCUGCCUACUCUGAGCCUAUACUCGAACAUGUCAAACCACUCGAGCCUAUUAUGCCAGUUGAGCCAACUGAGACGCUCCAGACUGAAGGAUAUCCCUUUCCUGCACCUCCGCAGAAUAGUAAAGAGACGAUCGACAACGUUCCCGAGAAGCAGACCGAGCCUCCGCGGCGGCCGGAGAACCCCAAUAAGAAGUUUGAGGAACAACCCACUACGACGCCUGCUCCCUCACAGGCGACUCGACCUUUGCCAUCUCCGCCCGUAACAAAACCUGUGAUGUACGAGCCCGAGUCCCCGAUUCUUCCGGCAGUAUCCAAAGAGGAGCCUAAGCAGAAGCCUAGUCCCACCCCUACAGAUGAAUCAAAGAUCAUCUCCGAGGCAAAAUUUAAACACGAACAAGAGAAUAUUGCUCGAACUAAUCCGGCUGCUGAAAUCAGACCCAAGGCCGAGCCAGCCGAGCAGCGAGAUGUCCUACCUCCGAAGAAGAGACGUACCUCAAAGCCCCCGGCUCUCCCAGUACAGGUUCCAGAGUCAAGCACCACUCGUGCCAAGAAGACUUCGAUGCCUCGGCCCACGGUAGAAGAUGAGCCGGAACCUGUGAAGUCAGUCGAAGCACGUAAAGAACAUCCCAGGAAAGAUCACAAGACUGGCCCAAAGACUGCACCCAAGACAGAAUUAAGAAACCUGUCGUCAAAGCCCCUAAAGAAAGAAACAAAGGCAAAGGCUCAGCUCCCAGUCAUUUCAGAGCAAGUCCCCGCCUCUAUUGUACCUGAGGCCAUUCGCAAGCACGCAGAACUGAAGAGUGUUCCCAAAGCUGCAGCUACACCAAUCAUCCCACCUGCGGCCAAGAUAUCUUCCAUCCCAGCACCGGCUCCUUCAUCUGUCCCAAAAGCAGCAACUUACACUGCAAAACAUUCUUUCGCCCCCAGCAUAUCAUUCCAACCCUCACGAAUAGUGUACUACCCUGGCACUGCCCCAGCUCCCAAGACAGCUCGUCCUCCUAUUACUGCACGAGCCCCGGUCAUUGCCUCGAGGCCUGAAGUAGUCGUUUCUAUGCUCACUCGUGCAGCUCCCAAGUCUGCGCCAGCUCCAAGCAUUGCUUCGACUCCAGUUCGGGCUCAUUCUCCGUUGACCUCGUGGAUCAUGUCAUCUGCAUAG